AUAUCUUAUAUUAUUUUAUUUUUUUUACUUAAAAAAGAGACUGAUAAAGUUUGUGUAUUAAUUAAAAAACUAAUUUGUUAUUAGUCUUAUUAUUAAAUGUAGAUAAAUAAAUUAAAUUAUCAUAUAAAGUAGGCAAAAAUGGAUAUAUCAGAUAACUAGAUACAAAAGACUGAUAAUGAAGUCAGCUCCUAAAAUAGUUUUUUGAAUUAAUAAGAAUAUUACCUUGAUAAUUUAGAUAGUUCAAAGUAAAAGGAUGUUCUAGUAUAAUAGUCUACUAUCUAAAAUUUUGGUAUUAAAUCUAGAGAAUCAAAUAAUUAGAUUCUCAACAAGUAUACAAAUGUAUCCAGACCCUUAUCUUAUGUAGUAAAGCUUUCUAAUUACUCUUACUUAGAAAAAGUAAUAGAAAAGAUCAAGGACCAAGUUAAGUUUAAGUAAUCUAUGAAGAGGAUCAAUUUUUUAGCUGACUUUACAGAGAAAGAGGUUGAGGAAAUUCUGGCACAAUAUGGAGAAGAAGAAAAUUAUCCAGUUAUUUUAGAAAGAAAUAACAAGGAUUAAGCGAAAACAAUUGAUUUUAGAGGAGAGAAAUAGUACUGCAUGCAACAUUUUGAAAACAAAUAUUUAAAGGAAAAAAAAGCGAACGAAGAAAUAGAAUAUGAACUCAAAGAAUAUAGUAUAGAUAUAAAAAAUAAAAAAAUGGAUCAGUCUCGAUUCUAAAGUCUUUGCUAAGAAAUUAUAACAGAGAGAGACAGCAUUGUUUCUAUUGAGAUUUCUAUGAUUGAAAUAUUUAAUGAAGGCUCAAAUUUCUAUAGUUCUAAAGAUGCUCAAAUUCAAUUCUUUAAUUCACCAUUUAUUUAAUUCAUAAUUAAAUAGUACAACUUGAUAGCACAAAAAAUGCAGUAUGAUAAAAACUCUUCGAAGCUUAGCGUUUCAUUCAGCGAAUCAGAUUCAGAAUGCGAGUCAAGCUUAUACAGAAACUUUGAAAAAUAUUCCAAAGAAAGUAAGCUGAUCUUAUUUGGUCUUAAUUAGCAAAAGCUUGAGUCAUGCUUUGAACAUUUAAAAAACUAUGAAUCUUAACCACUCUAUUUAGAUUUUUCAGACUUAACCAAUAUUAAUAGUAAUAUUAAUAAAUAGAGCAUGUAUAAUGAUACUAAGUAUAAUUCUGAGUUUAUAAAGACUAAGAUUGAAAUUUUUAAAAGAUGUUUUGAGAAGUAGUUUGAAGAUAUGUUAAAAGAAAGUAAAGAUUCAAAAGGAUUAAGAGGAGAGAAAGAAAAUUAAAAUGAUACAUAAAUCAGGUACAGAUUAGAUGGUGAUUAGAGAGACAUUUAAAAUAUUUAAAAGUGGUGUGAAGAAAAAAUAUCAAGCAUAUAAGGAAAUAUAUUUUCUACAUAAUAUAACGAUUAAUUCCUAGAAAAAGAAGCCAAAAAAAGAAUAAACAACAUAGUUGAAAAAAUAAAAGAAAUAAACACUAUGACUAUAAAUAAUAAAUUUGAUGAAGUAACUAUUUUUAUGUAUAUAAGAAAUCCAGAGUCAGAGAAUGAUGUUAACAAUGUUAUAGAAUAGUUAGAAUAUAUUUCGAACCUUAAAAGAGAUAAAUUAUAGCCAGAAAUUUCAGUUGAGUUAUUAAAUAAGAUAGAUGAUUUCAAUAGUUCUAUUGAAUCUGAAAAGAAUAAAUUUUGCUUUCCUAUACAAAAAUUUGGUAAAAACAUCUAUUUAACAGGUACCUUACAACAAAUAGAAAAGACAAAAUAAGCAUGUCAAGACUACAUCAAAAUGAAUAUCUAGAAAACCUUCCAUAUUUAAUAAGACUUUUGCAUAAAUUAAUUAAACAAAAGUAUUUUUAUAAAGUACUUCUAAACUGAAUUUUAAAAUGAAUUCCCUGACUUUGAGGUCGUCAAUUAAAAUAGCCUCUAAUAUAGUACCAUCUAUUACAAAAUCAAAGAAUUCUAGAAAAAAGAAGUUGAGGAAAAGUUGACUACAUGCUUGAAAGAAAUAAAUUCAAAGAUUUAAGAAUCUGUAGUUUCCUGCACAUAGAACUAAUUUUAAAUCUUAUAAAAAGAAAUAAGUUUUCUACAUUAAGUAUAAUAGAAAUAUAGCGUUGAAAUUAUUACAGAUCCUAAAAGACUCAAUGAAUUAGGUCAUACUGUAAAAGAUUUAGAUGUUAACUCCUUUCAUAUAAAGCAGCAACUGGCAUUUUCAACUACAAACUCUAAAUUAUAGGUUUGCUUAUUAUGUGCUGAUAUUCAAAAUGUUAAUAUUGAUUCCCUGAUGAUUAAUAUGAAGAUUAGUGGUAAUUACAUUGAUAAUUUUUCUCCAGAAAUAGUGAACUAAACUUAAUGUGGCAAAUUUGUCAUUUAAGAAAUUAAUUAAAUUAAUGCAGGAACAUCUAAGCUACUUCUUGAUUACCCAGAUAACGAAGAUGAUGAUGAUGGUGAAGAUUUAUAAAAUUCAAACCCUAAAAAAAGGAAAAACUAAAAGAGAAAGUUUUAAUAUUUUUCUGUUAGCCAUUUGAACACAAACUUCCCUAUAAAGCAUAUUUGCAUAUCUGUUUUAAAAGAAAACAAGUCAAACAUUAGAAAUCUAUUGAAGAAAUUCUUGAAAGAAAAUGAAUAGAAUUUCAAAAUCGGAAUAAUCAUUCCUAAAGAAGAGGAUUUAGAUAUUCUAUAUAUUUAAAGCCUGAAAGAAAUACUCUAUGAUUUAUAUGGUGGUGAUCAAAACAUAGGAUAAAAACAAAAAAAUAUUUUCUUAUUUUGUGAAGAAUCAUAAUUCUCAAAAAUAUAAAAUAGUCUUUAGAAUAAGGAUGGGAAUAAUCAAAUUCUUAUGAAUAAGCUUAAAGUAGGAGAUAGUCUUUUUAGUUCAAUUAAAAAAUAAUAUUUUAUAAAUUAAGAACUUGUCCCUCAUGAGUUUCACCUAUUACUUGAUAGUUUUACAAUUGGUAAACACAGAAAUCAAGAAAGAUUUUAUGCUUUUCUCCCUAAAAAAGUUGAAUAAGGAGUUAAACUAGAAAAAAUUUAAAUUUGUAUACCAACUGAAGAUAACUCUAUAUAAACUAUUAUCAAAAAUAACACUCGUUACACAUUAACAAGCUACUUAGAUAAAGCUGAUUUUGAAAAAUAAGAUAUUGAAGAUAUUAAGAAGGCUAUUUAAAAAGCUAAAGAUUAAAAAAUUGAAAGUUUUUAUAUAUAUAGUGACGAUAACGAUUGCUAUUAAAGCGAGCUCGUGAGAGUUAAUGUUAAAAAAAGAAAGAUUGUCUACUAAAGAAAUAAAUAACAAUAUGUUGAGUACAAUGAAAAAGAUAUCUAAUAAGAUGAAAAGUUAAAUUUUGUUUACAUCAUAAGAGGAUAUAACCAAGAAGAUAUCAAAGAAUCAUAAAACUAAAUUAAUAGUAAGCUAUUUAUAAACUUAAAAUACUUCAAAGAAUUAUGGGACUAUAAUUACGUUGACGAAAAAAUUCCUAAGCUACUUCCCUUAAUCAAAAGUGAUUAGAAUCACAUAAAAACUAUUGAUUCAUUUGAAAAAAUAUUUAGAAAAAAAUAAUUGAAAAUAUUAGAGAUUCAAUUCAUAUAAAAUAUUUCUCUUUAUUAAAAAUUUUAAGAAUAAGUGAUUUAGUUACACAAUAAAUGUAAAGUGGUAUCUGAAUAUUAAGAACCAAUGUUUUAUAGCCAUAGCGAUAAUUCAAUUCUACAAAAUAUAUUCUAAUGCAAUAGUAUAGGUUUUGAUCCUAGAAUCCAUUACAAUUCUAUGAAAAAUACAAACAGAAUUUUGCUGGAAAAUAGGCCUUGGUAUUUCAAUAAUAUUAAUAAUAUUAAUGGAUAUGAGUAAUGCUUAGCUUGCUUUGUUGUUAAAGGUAAAGUUCUAAAAUAGGAUUUCUCCAAUGAAUAGUUUGCAAACUUAAAGAGAUUACCAAAAGAUGAAUCUGAUAAUUAGUUUUAUGACUGUGCCUAGAUGGAAGAAGGAGAAGAAGUGAGAGUAGCAGUUUUCGAUUUCCACAGAAUUUACCCUGCUUACUUAAUUAAAUUUUAGAAAAAAGAUGAGAGUGAAACUAAUUAUACAACAGACGAUUAAUCCAGAUAUCAUAAUUAAGAUUGAAUUUAUAUUUUUAAAAAUAUUAAUAUAUAAAAUUAAUUAAGUAAAUGAAUAAAGUGUCUUGAAAAGAUAUAUCUCCAUAUUUGUAUUUAAUUAAUUUAUAAAUAACUAUAUCAUUACAAAGAAGAAAACUUUAUUUGUAUUAAAAAAAUUAAUAAUAUAUAACAAAAUUAAAUUUUAUUUAGAGUGAAAUGCCU
Messenger RNA from Tetrahymena thermophila SB210, 4280 nucleotides. RefSeq lists its product as hypothetical. The transcript has 5 exons. The record is from RefSeq and is a predicted model, not a curated record. NCBI's taxonomy places the organism in Eukaryota, Ciliophora, Oligohymenophorea, Hymenostomatida, Tetrahymenidae.